Messenger RNA from Anarrhichthys ocellatus (wolf-eel), 9537 nucleotides. RefSeq names its product ankyrin repeat domain containing 26 (gene aard). The record is from RefSeq and is a predicted model, not a curated record. Bases 925 to 8109 code for a protein of 2394 amino acids. Gene Ontology annotation, molecular function: protein binding. NCBI's taxonomy places the organism in Eukaryota, Metazoa, Chordata, Actinopteri, Perciformes, Anarhichadidae. The transcript is spliced from 44 exons.
CUCCAUUAGCUUUAGCCAUCGCUAGCUCUAUGAUAAAAGUCUGACUCGGACAAUCAACAGGUUAGUGUUUAAGUUAAUAUACUGUAAGGCAAUUUGCAUUAAGUACACACACAAGCUUUCGUACAUAAUUAAAGCCUCACGUACUUCCUUCGUCUUAAAGUUAUCGUUCUGUUACCAAACACUCGGUUCUGAUUUUUUAAGAGUUUGCUAAUUAGCAUUGAGUUAGCGGGGUUAAAACUUAAGCUUUUUAAAAUAUAUAUAUAUAGAUAUGAUGAAAGAAAAUGAAGGUAGUGUGGCAUUGCGUACGUUACUGUAACACAACAGUAUUCUCCAACAUAAACGGAUUGGAUAACCAGUACGUUACAAUCAGUUACCAUGGUAACAAGCCACAAGAUAUAUACGGCUAAAUAACGUUCAUGUAAAACAACGUUAGCUUGCUCUGUACAUGCAUCGUUAUCGCAUCAAAAUCGUGCUAAAAUGAAAGGCUUAAGAUAACGCAGACGACGUCCUUUGCGUAAAGGUAUGGUCAAGAAAUUGAGGCUAAUGUUAGCUUAGUUAACGUUAUAGCCUUCUUACGCAGUUAACGUUAUAGCCUUCUUACGUGGAUGUAUCGCUGCCGUUAGCAUGACAGCUGUGUUUUUACCGUCAUCUGAAGUAAUGAGAUACUAAACGUUAUGCUUAUUAUCUCACUAGAUGUGCAGUAGAUCUCUAUGCGCCUAAACUAGGUUAUGCCACCUAAUAUUGCUGUGUGAGGAACAGUAUUUGUGCUAACAGUACAUCGUUAACGCUAUAUCUUAUAUGAAGAAACACCGCAGUGUUUUAUAGGCUUCUAAUCCGCUUUGCGCGUCUUAAUUCUAGGGAUGGGAGAGGCGCCUGUGUUGAUCCUCCAGCACCUGAUGAGUGGCAGGUAGUGACGGUGCAAAAAUGAAGAAGAUAUUCAGCUUCACCAAGAGAAAGAAACACCCGUCCGGUACUCCUGACAGUUGGAGUGUGCUUUCUGCUGGCUAUGAACUUAAAGAAAAGGACCUCGGGAAGGUUCACAAGGCUGCCUCGGUGGGUGAUUUGGCAAAGCUGAAGCAGCUGGCUAAAAAGAAUGAUAUCAAUCAACUUGACAAGGAGAACAGAACUGCACUUCACAUUGCCUGCGCCAGUGGACAUGUCGAGGUGGUGCAAUUCCUCAUCGCGAGCAAAGCUAAGCUUAACUUAUGCGACAAUCAAAAUAGAUCUGCCUUAAUGAAGGCAGUGCAGGGUCAACAUGAGCGCGCCGUGAGCGUACUGCUGGAGAACCACGCCGAGCCGAACCUAGUGGACGUCAAUGGCAAUACGGCCCUGCAUUUGGCAGCGAACAUCCCGUCCAUUUCCACUACUGUCCUGCUGCUGGAGCACGAGGCUGACAUCAAUGCACAAAAUAAGGAGGGGUUCACACCCUUGACUGUGUCAGUGCGUGAGGACCACAUCGAGAUGGCUGAGUUUCUCCUCAAGGAGGGUGCUGGUGUCAAUGUUAUGGACCAAGCCCAAAGGUCCCCGUUAAUGAUCGCUGCUGGUAAUGGACAGAUUGGUAUGUUGCGGCUGCUCUUGCGGUUUGAUGCAGAUUUCGUGCUAAAGGAUACCAAAGGAUGGUCAGCUGAUGACUACGCAGUGAUGAAUGGGCAUCAUCCUUGUUCCCUCCUGAUCAUCGAGCACAGCACCCAGAGGAAUGAUGGGCCUUCCCUCUCCAAUCAAGGUCCGAUCAAAAAGAAGAAAAAAGCGCUGUUGGGCAGUCCUUCCCAAGACAUAGAAGCAGGCUUCUCUUUGGGAGGACCAGCCACUGACAAAGAUGAGCAUGGAACAAAUGAAGCAGGGGGAGAUUUUGAAGACAAUUCUCAGUCGGAGUCACUAAGUCGGGUUUCAAAAAGUGCUGCAGAUGAAUGGGCUUCAUCAGAAGAUGAUGAUGAAUUGGUUUUAAUGGAAAAGAAACCACAGAGGGUAAACCUAAGGAAAAUGAUUGCAUCUAAAAGAGGAGAAGCUUCGGCACUGCCUGACAGAUCCUUGAGCGGUACAGAAUCUGAGCCAGAGAGUGAGAAUAGAGUCCAGAGAAUCCCAUCCCUCCCGAAGGCUUUACCAUCCAAAGCUCUGCAGCACCCAGUAGAUCCCGCUCCCACUUCCUUCCUUUCCAGAGCACCCCAGAUGACCUCUACUCCUCGUCCCAGCUACAUAAAGAAAGAAGAUUCCACUGGGGACGAGGAUGACAAUGACCAAGAGGAGGAUGGAGAUGACGAAGAGGAAGAAGACGUCUCAGAUGAAAAUGAUGAACCUGAAGAGAGCAGAGACUCCCUUGAGGCCAUUUCACCUGUUCCUGAGACAGAAGUCUCUAAAGAUAAGAAAAGAGACUUCCUGUCUGAGCUGGGUCUGGAGAAGGGAGAGGAGGAGCAGGAUUCUUGGGACUCUGAGUCCCGCUCCGAUAACCCCGAUAUGCCCCGUGCAGAGAAACAAAGCUUGCACACUCAGGAUCAAGAACAGAUGUCCACUGUUGAGGAAGAGAGUAAAGGAAAGUUGUUUUAUGUUCCCUCUUUUGUAAGAGGGGAAGGAGGCAAUAGGAUGGCAGAUCUAGAAGCUCGGAGGAGUGUAGGCAGGCCAAGAGGCAGCCAGGGAGAGGUUGAGAUCCAUACUGAUGAGAAUGGAGGUGAACAUGCUGAGAAAGAUGAUAGUAUACAGAGAGAGACUGAGAAGACAAAAUGGGAACCUCUCCGUGUUUUGAGCAAACUCGAAGGAGACAGCGAACGAAAGACAGACUUAAUGGAAGAGCUUGGUCUAGGUGACGUUGAUGAUCUUGAAGAUGCGUCAGACUGGGACUCGGCCAGUACUGCCAGUAGGAGAACCCUGCCUGGCCGCAGAAUGCCCUCCCCUGGACUUGAGGAGCUCCCAGAAUGCUCUUAUCCAUCUGUUAAAGAGCAGGAUGAAGACAUUGCUCCAGCAGCACCCCUGAUACCUCAGAGGAGCAUCAACUCCGACAAGACGAUGCCCAGCACACCCCUUCAGCCCGGGCCCCAACCCCAGCCUCGAGUCAGGAAGAUGGUGCCUCAGAAACCAGACAGUGAAGAAGAAUCAGAUUGGGAGCCAGACAAUGUUGUGUCCUCUUGCAAUACAGCCAAAAUUGACAAUCAGUUGCAAAAUAUAGCUGAGCUUCAGACAGAGGUCACACCGGGUUCCCCUGAGCUCUCACCGAUGGCAAAAGACAGUAAAAGUAACAGAGUAGAGUCGGACAAGCAGCAACAAAAGGAGAUAGAUGAUGCAAUAGAUACAUGUGAGUUAGAUUUGAAUAACCCAAGUCCAUCCGGCCAUGUGAGCUCUGACGGUCGAGAAAGAGAUUCAGACUUUGGAGAUCAACGCAGUCCUGAAGAAAGAAAUGAAGCGGGAGAUAACGUUCCAUGGGAGAAUCGUUACGAGAAGCUCUGGGUGGAAGUGGAGAAAAGGGAGGUCAAAUCCACCUUCAAGAAUGUUGCCGGGGAAUUGAAAGAGAGGUUUGGAGAACUGCUAAAAUCAAGACGCUCUGCUGAAGACGUCGCAGAAGAAGAACGGGCCACGGGCAACGAAUCUACUUCCGCAGAAGAAGACUCGAGUGAUGAGGAAGAAGGGGAAGUCAUUGUGCGGCCCAUGGCCAGAGCGAGGAGUACCGUCCUUCUCACCAUACCUGAGCAGAGGGAGUCUGGACUGGAAGACUCUGUGACGGAGUCAACCGACAACUCCCUAUGCGAGGACAGGAUGCAGCUCCACGAGCCCCCGGCGAGUGAGAGCAACAUGUGUCGAGAGCCAGAUCUACUCACUGAUGAUGUUAUGGAGGAGUGCAGCUCUCCUUCACCUCAACCCGCCACAGCAUGGGGAGGCAGCUGCAUAGAUCCUGUUACCACAGCUUUUACUGAUGAUCAAUGCAUACCCGUCUCUGAUAUUGACCGGAGCACAUCCCUAAAAGAGGAGGCUAAACUUGGGCCAUUCCAGAAGCCACAUCUGGACCUAAUCUGGAGGGACAGCGCUGCUAAAGUAGAUGAGGCUGAGAGGAACAACGCCGGUUCAGAAGAGGAUCCUGAGGAAGUCACCAAGGCUCACCCCGCCUCACUAAGCAGAUGUUCAGCUUCUAUCCCAGGUGUUUCGGAUGAAGAGCUGGAAGAGGACAUGGACAGAUUUAAACUUGAGGUUGGCGAGGAGGCGACAAAGACUGCAUCGGAGGAGCAAAAACCCACAACUUCCUGUGAUACUGGUGGAAUGGCAUUGGAAAAAGCGGGUACUGAGAAACCUGAGACCAGGUUAGGAUCCCUGUCAAGUCGAGCUGCAGCAACUCACCAGGAGCAGCAGUCUGCGGCCACCAAGAGCAUCAACGGGGCACCAGUGCAAUUGCAUCUCCCACCCCAGCAGACCUACAAUAGCAACAGACAGGAGGGAGCAGCUGUAGAGGAGACCUUACAGCUGGAGCUGGUCAGAGGGGCCCGGCGCAGCAGAGCCCCUCAGACCAACACUCAUGUCAAUGGAGAUCCUCCCGCGGUGUUUGAUGAUAGCCCUUUAAGUGAAUUGUCCGACGAUGAAGGAAGUGAAAAACAGAAAAAUGAGAACCCUGAGGAAGACGGGCUGGCAGCAGACUUUGAUGAACUUACUCAGUCAUCCGACACGGCAACAGAGGAAGUCGACUCUCCCACUUCAGGCUAUCGCCACGCGGCCCUCCUCAUUCAGAAGCUGGACUCAGCCACUUUGGACGCGAGAAGCAUGGUGAAGCUGCAGAACAUUUUCCACGAAUAUGAGCGCUCCAUCCAGAAGGCGAGGAGUCGCCAUGGGUACCUGGCAGACAAAGUGAGCCAGCUGGAAAUGGAGAGGGCUGAGUUGAAGAGCUCUCUGGAGGAAGUUAAAGACCUUAAAUCUGCCUUGGAGCGCAACCAGCUGGAGCUGCAGACCGAAGUCACAAACCUCAAAUUUCAGCUGAAACAGGAGCAGGAAAAUCGCCGAAAUGCCACCAUGAUGUACAACACGACCAGAGAUAAGCUGAGGAGGAUGGAGGAGCAGCAUCAGUUAGAGGUACAGGAGAGACAGAAGGUGGAGCUCUCCCUCAGGAAUCUGGAGCUGGAUAUGAGAACACUGGUCAACAACAUGAAACAGCUUGAAGAGGACCACAGUGAGACCCAGAGACUGCUGGCUCAGGAGCGCAGUGCUCGGACGCUGCAGGAGAAUCUGCUCAGCAGCCAUCUCCGGAAGCAGCAGGAGAUAGAGAACGACAACAAGAGAAACAUAAGCAGAAGCAAUGAGGCCUUGUCUCAGCUCACUGAAGCCAGUGACAGGGAGAGGGAGUUGCUGCAGCAGAGCGCUACCUUCCAGGAGCAGCUGACCAUCCUGAGAAUGGACCUCGAGCGCUCGCAUGCCAACAGCAGUCUCAAAGAGGACCACCUUUUGGAUGAGAACGAGACUCUCAAAGAGCAGCUGGAGGAUGCUCGGCGAGAUCUCAAACUCAACACUGAAGCCCUGACCCAAACUGUCUUCAACUGCAACAACCAGGUGACCACCCUGAAGUCCGAGUUAGCUUUGACAACAACCCGUCUGGAAAAUGAGCGGCAGACCCGCGAAACACUGGACGCAGAAAUUGAGUCCACUCGUAUCCGCCUGGCUGGAGCCGUAAAGGAGGCCGAGCUCUGCAUGGCAGCUCGCACAGACACAGAGAGAGCUCUGCUCCGGGAGAAAGAGGAACACCAGCGUCUUAAAGACAGACUCACAGGUGACGCGGCCAGUCAACGCGAGGCCGUCAACAGCCUGUCCCAGAAGCUGGCCAAGGCAGAGACUCGUGCAAACAGUAUGGAGAAUGAAGUUCAUCGGGCCACGCUGCAGCUGACAGAGAAAAGCCUACUGCUGGAGGUCCAACAGCGGGAGAAGGACCAGGCGGCCGUACGCCUCAAGGAGCUAGAAUCGUCCCUUCAGACCGAGAGGGAGCAGAUCAGCCGCGUCGGAGCGCGCCAAGAGGCCGCGCAGGAGCGGCUAGCCCAAACCCAGAGUGAGGGCAUGCUACUGCGGCAACAGCUCGAGGAGGCCCAAAACAAAGGCGUUGCAAAAGAGCGUGCUGUGACAGACGCCCAAGAGCGCUUCAGUGACAUUCUGUCCAAGCUGCGCUCUGACAGCGAAGAGCGAGUACAACUAGUGGAGGAGAGAAAUAAGGAGCUCGCCAGCAAGGCUGCUGAUCUCCGAGAUCAGAUCUACAAAUUAGAGGAAGAGAAGAACGAAAGAGAGACUAGUCUAAGGCAGCUGCAGCAAGAGCUAGCUGACUCACUCAAGAAGCUGUCAAUGAGCGAGGCUACUCUGGAGGUCAACACACGCUACCGCAAUGACCUGGAGGAGGAGAAGGCCCGCCUCUUUAAAGACUUGGACCGGGUCAAAGGAAAGCUGGAGGAAAGCGAAGACCAGUAUGUGCAAGCUGAGAAACGUAUCAACAGUCUAAAGAGCAUUCUGGACGAGAAGGAAAAGGAACUCACCACUGCUGCUCAGAAACACCGGGGGGCGCUGUCAGCCUCAGCAGCUUCUGAGACCACCAUCAAACAGCUGGAGCAAGCUGUGCAACAGCUCGAGAUAGAGAACGCCCGGCUGGAAGCUGCUGCAAAGCAACAGUCCAACAGAAUUGAUGCACUUCAGAAAGGGGGUCAGGAGUCUGCCAUGCUGUCUGACUGUGCGCCUGGAGGAGGGGUCAGAGGUCAUUUGGAGGACUUGGUCACAAACCUCCAAAGCAGUAAGAUGACUUUGGAAGACCAACUCACUCGGGAGGUCCAGAAGCAAAGCAUGCUGUCUCACACAGCCCAGGACUCUCAGGCCUUGUGGGAGGAGGAGCUGAAGGGCCGCUCUAAGUUAGGACUGCGCCUGGCAGAGCUUGAAAAGGAAAAGGGAAACCUGAGCACCCAGAUGGAAAUAGAAAAGAAGAAAGCCAAGAAAAUAUCGGAGCAGAAGAAGGCUGUGGACACCCGGCUGGAUCAGGAGAUGAAUAGAAACACAGAGCUUCAAAAAGAAAUGUACAGGUUGCGUACUUUGUUGAAGACCGCUAAGAAGAAGUUGCGGGAUCAGGAAACAGGUGGAGCUGAAUUUGGCUCUCCUAUGAGCAGUCUACAGGCGGACCAAGGCAGGCACGGCCAGGCCGAGGGGGCCUUUGGACGAAUGAAAGAAAAGGUGAACGAUCUGCGGGGGCAGCUGGAGAAGGAAGGGUCCCAUCGCAGCCAGCUGGAGAAGGUGAACGGUGACCUUAAGGAUCAGCUGGCCUCCCUGAAGAGCUUGAACUGCAGUAAUGACCAACUGGAGAGGAGUAAGAGGCAGCUGGAGGAGGAAGUGCUGGACCUGAGACGCCGAAUGGAGGCUUCUCAGAUGGAGCAGAGCCAGAUGGAGCAGUACCGCCAUGACGCAGAGGAGCGGGCCCGUCUGGAGUUAAAACAGAAACUGGAGCAGGUCAACAUCUUCCUGCAGUCCCAGGCAGCAUCCCAAGAAGCACUGGAUCAGAUCAAAGCGACCAAUGAGGCCAACCUGCGCUCCCAGCUGGAGCAGAAGAUCCGGGAGCUGGAGGGGGAACUGGGCCGGGCCCGUACCACCCAUCAUGACAGCCUCAACCAAAGAGACUCCACUCGCACAGAGCUGGAGCGAUACCGCCAACUCUACACAGAGGAGCUGCGCCAUCGCAAGUCUCUGGUUGCCAAACUAGAGAGGGCCAGCAGCCGGCUCGAAGAUGCCAAUUCCAAGUUGCUCAACGAGCGCAGCAGGUCUCUGAUCGCCAGCAGCAUCGCAAACGGUAGUCUCGGAGGGCCCUCGCUGGACGUGGGCUCUUUGAGUUCACCAGCACACUAUGGGGCCACACUGGGGCCCCUCAACAGGAGCCUAGGCCUGGGUCUCUCCUUCCUCAGCCCUGUAACCGACGGGCAGAACAGCAGAGUGGAGGAUUAUCUAGCCAAGAUGCAGAGUGAGUUGGAUAGAAACAUAUCGAAAGAACUAAACAACGCCACAGCAGAGCUGGACGUGACUUCAGCCCGGAUGUCCCCCGUGGGCUCUGCCUCGAGGGCGGAGCUGGACCCCGUCAGCAGGGCGACGCAGCAGUACUUGGAGGUACUAAAGAAGAACAACAUGAUCUGAACACGAUUCACAGCUGCUCGAAGUCAUCGUUAUACUUCAGCCAUUAAAAAAAACACCAGUUAUUUCACACCAAGAAUGGAACUUUGUACAUAUUUACUCUCCCUUCUUUUAUGAAAGAAAGCAAACAUAAUGCACAUUGCACUUAACCACUCAGGAGCAAAGGGUGUGAGUCAUAUGUAUAUAUGUGUAUAUAUAUAUAUUGCAUCGUUGAUGGGUACAAUUAGCGAGAACCUCAAAAGUAUUUGUUCCGUCUGACUAAUUCCAUUCAAUCGGUAAGUUUUGUUUUUAUUAGGACAAUACAAUGGUUUGGAUUUUUAUUUGUGAAUAUUGGUGUUGCUGAAUUUAAAUUUCUAAGUAUUUGAUGUUUGCAUCAUUCAUCGUUUUGCCAAGAUAUUACAUUUGGUACGUGCCAUCAAAUGGUGCAAUAUCUGUCUAGACUCAUUGGAGUAUUGUGUUUGUUUUAUUUAUUCAUUAUUAUUUUUUUUAUGAACAUGAUAUACUUGAAUAAGACGAGCUGGAAUACUCUCUGGCUAUUGAAACAGGGUGACUACAUUUAUACGACUGUCAUUUCAGCUUUUGGUUCGCUUGCUUUUCAGGGCCACCGAAAGUGAAACACGCGCUUUUUGUUUGUUUUUCGUUCAUUCAUUUCAUAAAUACUGUAACAGAUUACAUAUAGGAAAACGUUUAUGACGCCUGUACAUUACAGAAUACUCUAAAGUUGCAAAUAAAAUAUAAAAGUAAAAAAAACCUUUGUUUUGAGUGAGCCAUCGGUGUCUGGAGUGGACAUGAGGAACGACAAUAAAACGAGCAGGGAUUCAUAAAUCCAUCAUUUAGUUUGUUGUGAAGGGGUCUGAAAGGUGACUGAUUGUGAUUUUGUUUUAAUAUGUCCUAAACAAAAUUGUCCAGAUAUUGACGAAACAAAAAUAAAAAGUAAACCAAACCAAUAAAUACAGAAUAAAUCCAACGUGGGCAAAAAUAAAUAAAAAUGAAACAAAAUAAACUUUGAAUAGCAUGUGAGACAAACAUGCUAUUGACAUUGAAUAGAAAUAUUCAUAAAUAUAAAACAUGCAUAUUUAACUAUUACAGAUGUUACUUAUUAUACAAAUAGUACUUGAACUUAAAUAUGAAGUACAUUCACAGUAUAAAUCUCUCCUUUUAACCCCGCUUCUUACGCCUGUUAAAACCUCUGACGGAUAGAUUCCAAGUAUCUGACUGAAUAGUUAUGAAAGGAUGAUUGAUGAAAGUAUUUCCUUAUUGGAUUCAGUUGAGCUGUAGUAGAAGAGUGUACGUUUCGUACUGACCUCUCUUGUGCUUGAAUCACUCUGUGUUCUUGUUGUCGUGUGCAGAACGUGCUUUAGAAUCCAGGUAUCUCAAAUUCAACAUAAUAUGCAGCUUUUGCCAUCAAUAUUUCAUGCACAGCCAUUUUUA